Messenger RNA from Lactuca saligna, 2372 nucleotides. NCBI's taxonomy places the organism in Eukaryota, Viridiplantae, Streptophyta, Magnoliopsida, Asterales, Asteraceae. The record is from the annotation of a GenBank genome assembly.
AUGCCAGCUUCUAAGCGGCAAUCACUCGCCGGAGAUUCUCCCCCCUCCGAUCACCGGCUUAACUUUCUCAUAUACGACAAACACAUCCAUAUAAAAAAUAUGCCGGCGUGGAGGAGGAGAAAGGGCGGCGGUGUCGGCAAUUCCAAUAGAGCAACAACUUCAGAGCAGCAACUUUCCCCUAAAAUUGACGGUGAAUUCGAAGAUCAGAAGAGCGAGAAAGAGAAUAUAACGAAGAACUCCAAUAAUAAAAGUAUCAAAAUUUUGAAAAAAGAGAGAAGUAAACGUUCUUGUAUAAAUAGUUGUUGUUGGUUGAUCGGAUUUAUAUGUUCAACUUGGUGGUUUUUGUUGUUUCUAUACAAUGCUAUGCCGGCAUCGUUCCCGCAAUACGUGACGCAGGCGAUAAGGGGGCCAACGCCGGAUCCGCCGGGUGUAAAGUUGCAUAAAGAAGGGCUAACGGCGAAGCAUCCGGUUGUUUUUGUCCCCGGAAUAGUCACCGGUGGACUUGAAUUGUGGGAAGGUCACCCCUGUAUGGAUGGCUUGUUUCGAAAGCGACUUUGGGGUGGCACAUUUGGUGAAGUAUAUAAAAGGCCAUUAUGCUGGAUUGAGCAUAUGUCACUGGAUAAUGAAACUGGGUUGGAUCCUCCUGGUAUUCGGGUCAGACCCGUAUCUGGACUUGUGGCAGCGGAUUACUUCGCUGCAGGCUAUUUUGUAUGGGCAGUUUUGAUCGCCAAUUUAGCCAGAAUAGGAUACGAGGAGAAAAACAUGUAUAUGGCUGCUUAUGAUUGGAGACUCUCAUUUCAAAACACAGAGGUUCGAGAUCAAAGUCUAAGCAGGAUGAAAAGCAAUAUCGAGCUCAUGGUAGCAACAACCGGUGAAAAAGUGGUGGUGAUUCCACAUUCCAUGGGUGCUUUGUACUUUUUACAUUUCAUGAAAUGGGUAGAAGCGCCACCUCCGAUGGGUGGUGGUGGUGGGUCGGAUUGGUGUGAUAAGCAUAUAAAGGCUGUGAUGAAUAUAGGUGGACCAUUUUUAGGGCUUCCAAAAAUAGUCGCAGGGCUCUUUUCUGCUGAAGCUAAAGACAUUGCUGUAGCCAGGGCUGUGGCACCUGGUGUUCUUGAUUUGGAUAUAUUUGGAUUUCAAACUUUACAACAUGCAAUGAAAAUGACAAGAACAUGGGAUUCAACAAUGUCGUUAAUACCAAAAGGUGGAGACGCGAUAUGGGGUACACUUGAUUGGGCUCCUGAAGCAGAUCAUGAUUGUGUUGCUAAAAACCUUAAAAAAAUGAACAAUACUCAAACAAGAAGUGAAAAUGGUUUCAUGUCUUUGAAUUAUGGGAGAAUAAUCUCUUUUGGGAAAGAUGUUGCUCAAUUGCAUUCAUCAAAAAUCGAGAGGGUGGAUUUCAAGGGUGCUAUUGAGGGUGGUAAUUAUGUAAAUAGAUCGUGUGGGGAUGUAUGGAAUGAAUACCAUGAAAUGGGAUUUGGAGGGAUUAAAGCUGUUGUAGAUUACAAGGCUUUUACUGUUGAAUCUGUUUUAGAACUUUUGCAAUAUGUGGCUCCAAGGAUGAUGAAGCGUGGUAGUGCUCAUUAUUCAUAUGGAAUAGCUGAUAAUCUAGAGGAUAAAGAAUAUCAACACUAUAAAUAUUGGUCAAAUCCCUUAGAAUCUAGAUUACCAAACGCACCCGAAAUGGAAAUCUUUUCAAUGUAUGGAGUCGGUCUCCCAACCGAAAGAUCCUAUAUUUACAAAUUCAGUCCGUCAUCCGAAUGCUAUAUUCCUUUCCAAAUUGACACGUCAGCAGAGGGUGGGACCCACCAGACUUGUUUGCGGGGCGGGGUUUAUUCGGUUGAUGGAGAUGAAACGGUCCCGGUUUUAAGUGCCGGGUACAUGUGUGCAAAAGGUUGGAGGGGGAAAACACGUUUUAAUCCCUCGGGGAUUAAAACGUAUGUAAGGGAAUAUAACCACGCCCCUCCGGCAACAUUGCUGGAGGGACGUGGGACCCAGAGUGGAAACCAUGUGGAUAUAAUGGGGAAUUUUGCUUUAAUUGAAGAUAUUAUACGGGUGGCAAGUGGAGCUACGGGAAAUGAUUUGGGAGGUGAUCGAGUUUACUCUGAUAUUUUUAGAUGGUCUGAAAGGAUUAAGGUGCGGUUGUAGAUGAUGAUGUGGAAAUGAGGUUUUUGUGUUUGUUAAUGUGUGUUAUAAUGUAUUGUAGCUCUUAAGUUGGUUUAGAUUGUAAUUAGGUACAGUUUGAAGUGUUAUUGUGAAAAAGGAAUAGGUCAUUAGUUUUGGUGUAGUUACAUUUUUUUUUGGUUAUUUUAUGAAUUAGUUAUGGAUACCUCAUGCCUUAGUGUCAUGAAGGAGUUGUUUUUUUUAUUUAACCA